AUGGCUGAGGACAAAGAGCAACCUGUCAAAAUAUCAACUGAAAACCAGACCGAUCAGCCCACGGCACAUGACAGCGAGUACCCCGGCAUAUGGUCCCUGGUGGCCAUUAUGGUGGCACUGUACCUGGCCAUUUUCCUCGUCGCUCUGGAUCGGACCAUCAUCGCCACUGCGAUUCCGCGCAUCACCGACACUUUUCAUGCUCUGGACGACAUCGGCUGGUACGGCAGCAGCUACCUGCUGACAAGCUGCUCGUUCCAGCUGCUGUAUGGCCGUUUCUAUACUUUCUAUUCCCCCAAGUGGGUGCUUCUGUCAGCCAUCGCCUUGUUCGAAAUCGGCUCGGCCGUAUGCGGCGCGGCCCCGAAUUCAACGUCCUUCAUCAUCGGGAGAGCGAUUGCCGGGUUGGGUUCCUGUGGUAUCUUUUCCGGUGCUAUCGUGGUCACCGCGAGCAGUGUUCCGCUGCAGAAACGGCCCAUGCUCACGGGAUUCAUGGGUGCUAUCUUUGGCGUCGCCUCUGUCGUCGCUCCGUUGAUGGGGGGAGCCUUCACCGAUCGAGUGUCGUGGAGAUGGUGCUUCUAUAUCAAUCUCCCUAUUGGCGCUGUGGCAGUCCUGAUCAUCGUACUCAUCCUCAAAGCGUCCCCACCACCGAAUCCAAGCGCGGCCUCGACCACCCGGGAACGUCUUGCUCAGCUGGAUCCCCUGGGGACCUUGUGUUUCCUUCCUGGAAUCGCCUGUCUCCUGCUCGCUUUGCAGUGGGGCGGCUCGAAAUAUGCCUGGGACAACGCACGCAUCAUCGUUCUCUUCGUUCUCUUUGGCGUACUCAUGAUUCUGUUCGUGGCGAUCCAGAUCUGGAAGCAGGACACCGCCACGGUGCCUCCUCGAAUAAUAAAACAGCGGUCUGUGGCAUUCGGUUUCUGUUUCACCAUAUGCGUCGCAGGUUCAAUGAUGCUGUUCGUUUACUAUCUCCCUAUCUGGUUUCAGGCAAUCAAAGGCGUGAGCGCUGUCAAAUCCGGAAUCAUGAACAUCCCCGUUGUCCUGUCUCUCGUCCUGGGUUCCAUCAUAGCCGGAGUAUCCGUCAGUCGUAUGGGUUAUUAUGUGCCUUUCAUGUAUGCGAGCACCGUCAUCAUGUCGAUUGGCGCAGGGCUUCUCACCACCUUCACAACCACGACUGACCACCAGAAGUGGAUUGGCUACCAAGUCGUAUAUGGCUUUGGAUUGGGCCUUGGGAUGCAGCAAGCCAGUGUGGCAGCUCAGACUGUCCUUGAGAAAAAGGAUAUCCCGACUGGUGCAGCGCUGAUGAUGCUGGCGCAGUCCCUUGGCGGUUCCAUCUUCCUAUCGAUUGGUGAGACUGUUUUCACAAAUGGCCUCAUCGCGCAUCUCCAAGAGGCGCUGCAUGGUCAGAACGGGGAUGAUUUUGCCCACCUGGUUGCAAACACAGGAGCAACCGAUCUUCGCAAUGCCAUCGAUCCCAAAUUCCUACCGCUCGUGUUGAAGGCCUAUAACGCCGCUGUGACGAAGACAUUCACCGUGGCUCUGUGUUUGUGCUGUAUCUCACUUCUGGGAGUUCUUGGGGUCGAAUGGAAGAAUGUCAAGGGAGAGAAGCAAGAAAAGGGUGCAGCUGUUUGA
Messenger RNA from Rasamsonia emersonii CBS 393.64, 1623 nucleotides. RefSeq names its product Efflux pump antibiotic resistance protein. Gene Ontology annotation, molecular function: transmembrane transporter activity. Gene Ontology annotation, biological process: transmembrane transport. Lineage: Eukaryota; Fungi; Ascomycota; Eurotiomycetes; Eurotiales; Trichocomaceae. The coding region runs from base 1 to 1623 and encodes 540 amino acids. The transcript has 2 exons. The record is from RefSeq and is a predicted model, not a curated record.